AUGGUAGGGCUAGACGCCAACUAUUUCAGAGAGGAGGACGACUACACGGCCUUCAUCCGGACUCAUCUUAUGCCACCCCUGACUGGAGUUCGCGCCGGCAACGCAGCAGGUGCUCCUUUGGUUGGAGAGACUGCUCAGGAGACCAAGGCUGGUAUUAGAGCGGCUCCUCCUGCUGUGCGGGCUGCCAACACCCACACAGUAUACGGAGGGCCUUCUUUAGCUAGUUGCCUCCCUAGUUCAUAUGGUGCAGAGGAGGGAGAUGCUGCUUGUUCUGCACAGUAUCCAGGUUCUACCUGUACCGAGGGCACCUGCAGCAGCAUUAGCAGCACUGGCGGCACCUCCUCCAGCGGUAGGGAAGAGAGGGGCAGAGGUGCUCGGAGUCGGAGAAGCUCAGAGCUAGCUUUGAGUGGGGAUGAUACUGAGACCAACAACUCUGAGGAGGCAGUGAGCCGAUGCUCUGAGUCUGAGAGCGGGGACGAUGAUGCUGGCUCAGGGUCAGGGAGUAGAGACGACGCCGAUGCUGGCUUUGAGUCAAGGAGCAAAGAUGAUGACACUGGCUCUAGCUCAGAGUCUGAUUCUGAUAACGGUGCCGAUAGAGACAGUGCCCCUGAGGACGAAAAUGGCCUCUUGAGCUUGAUAUGA
This is a messenger RNA of Camellia sinensis, 642 nucleotides long. The record is from RefSeq and is a predicted model, not a curated record. NCBI's taxonomy places the organism in Eukaryota, Viridiplantae, Streptophyta, Magnoliopsida, Ericales, Theaceae.